AUGAGAAUUGCGCUCGAAGAGGCGCAGAGGGCUGCUGACGAAGGAAAUGUCGGAGUCGGCUCUGUGAUAGUGAUGGACGGCGAACUGGUUGCACGAGGACGCAACCUCGUACCCACCACGCACGACCCGACGGCCCACGCCGAGACUGUUGCCCUGCGUGAAGCGGCUUCGGUCCUAGGCACUGAUGAUAUGUCGGGUGCGACUCUUUACACUACCUUCGAGCCAUGUCCGAUGUGCUGCGGCGCUCUGACGAACGCCAACAUAGCCACUCUGGUCAUGGGUGGCAGGCCAACUGCGGACCAGACGCGCUGGGGAAACUACACGCUUGAGCGCCUUCUGGAAAUGUGCGGCUGGGACGACCGCAUAGAAGUAGUUACGGACGUACUGGUCGAGGAGUGCCUGAACAUCAGGCUGCCACAAUAG
Messenger RNA from Geodia barretti, 423 nucleotides. NCBI's taxonomy places the organism in Eukaryota, Metazoa, Porifera, Demospongiae, Tetractinellida, Geodiidae. The record is from the annotation of a GenBank genome assembly.